CUUCUCCUCUUCUUGCUUUCUCACUCACAAUUCUCUCUCUUUCUCUUUCUCUCUGAAAUAUCUCUUUCUGAAAAGAUGGAGUACAAGGGCAAAACUGCAUCGUCACCGCCGCCGCUAACGCCGAUAACAGUUCCCUCUCCCUUCUCCAACUCUCCGUCUACUUUUCCUUCACUUUCUCAGCAAUCUUCUCCAACUACUUUUCCUUCGCCUUCUCAGCAAUCUUCUCCAACUACUUUUCCUUCGCCUUCUCAGCAAUCUUCUCCUCCGCCGGUUGUGCUUAGCCCCUGCGCCGCCUGCAAGAUCCUCCGUCGCCGAUGCGGCGAGAAAUGUGUUUUAGCUCCAUAUUUCCCUCCGACUGAGCCAUUCAAGUUCACCAUUGCUCAUAGGGUCUUUGGAGCUAGCAACAUCAGCAAGUUCUUGCAGGAACUUCCAGAGGAUCAAAGAGCAGAUGCAGUGAGCAGCAUGGUUUAUGAAGCAAAUGCCAGGAUUCGAGACCCAGUCUACGGCUGCGCCGGCGCAAUCAGUCAGCUUCAGAAACAAGUUAGCGAGCUCCAAGGGCAAUUGGCCAAGGCGCAAGCUGAGCUGGUGAACAUGCAGUACCAGCAAGCCAAUUUGGUUGCCUUAAUUUGCAUGGAAAUGACACAAUCUCAAGACCACAGCUUUCAGCAACAGCCGCCGUACGCUGACACAAGCUGUUUUUUGGACGACAGCAAUUUGGGCACGGCCUGGGAACCUCUUUGGACAUGAACAGGCUGGACCGAUCGACCAUCGACAAAACUCUAAUUAUCUUCCAAGUGGGGGAAGAACAUACUGAUCAGAAGAUUUGAAAUAAAGUAAUUUAAUUAGUUAUGGUAGAUAUAUAUGAGCAAUGAUGUUGUUUCUGUUGUCAUAAUUGACAAGUGAAACCUUUUCCCUACCAGUAAUCUUACGAGAAAAGGAGCUAAGAAAAAAAAAAAAAAAUGUAGGAAUUAAUUAAGGUUGUCCUUAUCCUUAAUUAUUCUAAGUCUAUGCUAUAUAUUCUUGUAUCAAAGACCUAACUUUAUCUUCUAUACAUAUUCAUGAGUUACCUUGUCAGACUGGCA
Molecule: messenger RNA, 1082 nt
Organism: Alnus glutinosa
Lineage: Eukaryota; Viridiplantae; Streptophyta; Magnoliopsida; Fagales; Betulaceae
Product: LOB domain-containing protein 1-like
Exons: 2
Coding region: 76-747 (223 amino acids)
Source: RefSeq, a predicted model, not a curated record